This is a messenger RNA of Seriola dumerili (greater amberjack), 2619 nucleotides long. It is a transcript of the gene ehd4, whose product is annotated as EH domain-containing protein 4-like. Gene Ontology annotation, biological process: endocytosis; endosomal transport. Lineage: Eukaryota; Metazoa; Chordata; Actinopteri; Carangiformes; Carangidae. The coding region runs from base 250 to 1890 and encodes 546 amino acids. Gene Ontology annotation, molecular function: GTP binding; protein binding; calcium ion binding. The transcript is spliced from 8 exons. Gene Ontology annotation, cellular component: plasma membrane; cytoplasm. The record is from RefSeq and is a predicted model, not a curated record.
AGGAGGCAGUGUGUUCACAACAUCGGAGACUCCCAGGGACCAAACAUACACACACACACACACACAUACACACACACCGACACACACACAUAAACACACACACACGCGCGGACACUUUCCUCCGCUCAGCCUGAAGGACGAACUGAGCCGAAAAGGAGCCGAAAGCAAUCGGAGCAUUUGGAAACAUCGAAACAGGGAAGUUGGAGUCGAGCGCGUCAGUCAGUGCGGAUUAAAAGCCGGGCCGUCAGCAUGUUCAGCUGGGUGAAGCAGGAGCAAGGUGGACGCAACAAGGAAGGGGAGAUGUACCAGACGGUGACGGAGGGACUGCAGAGCCUCUACACCAAGAAGCUGCUGCCGCUGGAGGAGACAUACCUCUUCCAUGACUUCCACUCCCCGGCGCUGGAGGCCGCCGACUUCCAGAGCAAGCCCAUGGUGCUGCUCGUCGGCCAGUACUCCACCGGGAAAACCACCUUCAUCAGGUAUCUGUUGGAGCAGGAUUUCCCGGGGAUGAGGAUCGGUCCGGAGCCGACCACCGACGGCUUCAUCGCCGUGAUGUACGGCGAGAAUGAAGGCGUCGUCCCCGGCAACGCCCUGGUGGUCGACCCCAAAAAGCCCUUCAGGAAACUCAACGCGUUCGGAAACUCCUUCCUCAACAGGUUCAUCUGCUCUCAGAUGCCCAACCAGGUUCUUCAGAGCAUCAGCAUCAUCGACACUCCUGGUAUCCUGUCGGGGGAGAAACAGCGGAUCAGCAGAGGUUAUGACUUUGCGGAGGUGCUGCGUUGGUUCGGCGAGCGCGUGGACCGGAUCAUCCUGCUGUUUGACGCUCACAAGCUGGACAUUUCUGACGAGUUCUCCGAGGCGAUCAAAGCCUUCAAAGGACAAGACGACAAGAUCCGAGUCGUCCUCAACAAGGCCGACCAGGUGGACACCCAGCAGCUGAUGAGGGUGUACGGCGCCCUCAUGUGGUCGCUGGGGAAGGUGAUCAACACUCCAGAGGUGGUGAGAGUUUAUCUGGGCUCCUUCUGGGCCAAGCCACUGCAGAACACGGAGAACAGGCGUCUGUUCGAGGCGGAGUCUCAGGACCUGUUCAGGGACAUCCAGAGUCUUCCGAGGAACGCGGCUCUGCGUAAACUCAACGACCUCAUAAAGAGAGCUCGCCUGGCCAAGGUGCACGCCUACAUCAUCAGUCACCUGAAGAAGGAGAUGCCGUCUCUGUUUGGGCGGGAGAAGAAGAAGGAGGAGCUGAUCAUGAGGCUGCCGGAGAUCUACACCAUCCUGCAGAGAGAGCACCACAUCAGCCCCGGAGACUUCCCCAACGUCGCCAAGAUGCAGGACAUGCUGCAGCACUACGACUUCAGCAAGUUCCCGUCUCUGAAGAUGAAGCUGAUCGAGUCGGUGGAUAAGAUGCUGGCCACAAAGAUCGCCGUCCUGAUGGCGAUGAUCCGGGAGGAGGAGUCCAAGCAGCCGCCGGCCAUGGUGUCGGGCGGCGCCUUCGAAGGGUCUCAGGACGGGCCCUUCGGUCAGGGCUACGGCGAGGGCAUCAGCGCCGGGGCCGACGCCGAGGACUGGAUCGUGAGCCGCGACAAGCACCGCUACGACGAGAUCUUCUACACGCUGAUGCCCAUCAACGGCAAGAUCACCGGCGUCAACGCCAAGAAGGAGAUGAUGAACUCGCGGCUGCCCAACACCGUGCUGGGGAAGAUCUGGAAGCUGGCCGACUGCGACCGGGACGGCAUGCUGGACGACGAGGAAUUCGCCCUCGCGCAGCACCUCAUCAAGGUCAAACUGGAGGGCUACGAGCUGCCCACCGACCUGCCCGACCACCUGGUGCCCCCCUCCCACCGCAAGAACCCCACCGCGGACGCCCUGUACAACCACACCGAGGACUAGAGCGCCAGCGGGGCGCGAGCGAGCCGCCAAAGAGACUGAGUGAGCUGAGAGGAGGACGUAAGAAAUCACCACAGAUCAACAUUUCUGCUGCUGACGUUCAGACUGACAGAGGAACCAAUCAGCAUGCUGACAGAAGGUCAAAGGUCAAAGUUUAGGUGUCUUAUACUAAAGAACUCGUUGCCAAGGUGAUCUCCAACAUCGCUUUUUAUGUGUUUAAAUAACCGGCCAGCAAAGUAACCAACUAACUAAGAGACUGAGGCAAAAUAUUCUGCUUUUAUUUUGGUAAGAGUUUCUAUGUUGUGUAAUUCAGCUGAUUUCAAAGCACCAAAGAAGAAAAGUGACAAACUUCCUGCGUAACGUAACGUCGCCUCAUGUUUUACUAACUCUGGUUUAGUUCGCUUUUAUUGUGAAAGGGGACAGUGUUUCCUCAUAUUUAACCCUUUAAACCUUUUUUUCCCGCCUUCAUAUUUGUAUGUAUCUAAAUGACAUCACCUGCAGUAUAUUAGCGUAAGUUGCUUGUAGCGUCACUGAUGCGAAUCAAACAGAUUAAAAUUUAAUGGCGUCUAUCAGCCGCAGAGGUAAACACACCGAUCAGUUUUCACACUGAACGCUCGCCACAGUGUUCAGAGUUUGGAGCUUCUCUGCUCCAACUGUCCGUCCAGAAUGACCCACAAUGACCCUGAAUGACCCUGAAUGACCCACAAUGACCCACAAUGACCCUGAAUGACC